UCCUGCCUUGCUCAGCGUCUCUCAGGGACUCUCAGCCUGCUCUCCCUCUGUGGCCUCCUCCUUUGUGCUGACCAACUUUCUGCACUCGCAACAACAAUCAAGAACCAUGGCCCAGCAACAGCAGAUUAGCCUCCCAGCCAAACUGAUAAAUGGAGGGAUUGCAGGCAUGGUGGGAGUCACCUGUGUGUUCCCAAUUGACCUGGCCAAGACCCGCCUGCAGAACCAGCGCAGCGGGCAGCAACUCUACAAGAACAUGAUGGAUUGCCUAAUAAAAACAGUUAAAUCUGAAGGCUACUUCGGCAUGUACAGAGGUGCUGCAGUAAAUCUCACCCUGGUAACCCCUGAGAAGGCCAUCAAACUAGCCGCUAAUGACUUCUUCCGCCACCAGCUGAGCAGAGAUGGUGGCAGGUUGACGGUGUUCAAGGAGAUGCUGGCUGGAUGCUGCGCAGGAAUGUGCCAGGUCAUUGUCACCACGCCCAUGGAGAUGCUCAAGAUCCAGCUGCAGGAUGCUGGCAGGCUUGCGGCCCAGCAGCGAGUGGUGCCCAGCGUAGUCACAACUCUGAAGAUGGGGGGCACCAGUGCUGUUCUGAGCCGUUCCUACAACACCAGCCCCGCGUCUCAAGUCAUGCGAGUGUCCGCCACACAGAUCACCAGAGAGCUGCUGAGAACCAAAGGAGUCACAGGACUGUACAGAGGACUCGGAGCCACACUGAUGAGGGAUAUCCCAUUCUCCGUUGUGUACUUCCCUCUCUUUGCACAUCUGCACCAGCUCGGCCGGCGUUCAUCUGAAGACCCAUCUGUGCCCUUUUAUUGGUCCUUCAUGGCUGGCUGCCUGGCUGGAUGUGUUGCUGCUGUGACUGUCAGCCCUUGUGACGUGGUCAAGACAAGGCUACAAUCCAUCAAAAAAGGAGCUAAUGAAGAAACCUACAAUGGAGUGGUGGACUGUGUCAGAAAGAUCCUGAGAAAGGAGGGUCCCACGGCGUUCCUCAAGGGGGCUAGCUGCCGCGCCCUCGUUAUUGCCCCACUCUUUGGCAUUGCACAGGUUGUUUACUUUGUAGGAGUUGGAGAGUUCCUGCUGGGGUACACACCCUACAACAUCUACUCUGCAUAAACAAGCUGUUUCCUAUAGUCUUUCUGCUGCCUCAUUAAAUCACAGGCAGCUAUCUCUAUUACUGUGUACCUUCUUUAUUGUUGGAGGCCGUCAGAGUAAAACGCUAAAGGGACCAGAGAGAUGCCAUUUUGGUUCAAAAUAUUAUGCCUUUAGCAUAACUCAAUCUUAAGAGACUGAAACUUGCCUGUCUAAAUAGUGGAGAUAAUUGCAAGAAUAGCAAUGCUUUCCUCACUAAGGGACUUGAUGGUCCAACACUGACCACCAUUUCACUCAGAUUAGUCUCGACUCCAGUCAACCUGUCCCCCUGUUUUCUUUGAGUUAGCCCUUAUCCCUAAAUAUGCCCCACAUAAAUUGCCCUUCACUGUAACCCUAACCUGUGGCCCCUGGCCCAUCUUGGAGACCAGUAGGUGUGAUGGCUGUCACAUGAUUUUGCAAAAGAGACUUCGGAGUACGAAGGAGCAUCUACUGAGUAAUAAGAGUGUCAGAAUAUUGAAACAUUACUUGAAUAGCUUUAAUCCUGUUUUAAAGGGUUACAUGUGAAACUGGGCCAUUGGUGUUGUCUAUGUAUAUAGUGUCAAGCAGAUAUAAUUUGGUAAAUAACUUCUCUGACAAAACUAUUGUCAAGUAGUUUGGAAUGCAUCUGGAAAAUGGGCUGUUUCUGGGGUCAUAGCUUACGAACGAACAAACGAAACAUUUGGACUUCCUGUCCGGCAGUAUGCCUUACAGGGAUCCUUUCUUUUGCUUUCCGUUACAAGGAGUGAUUUUUCUGUGCUUUGAAUUGUUUGCCCAUCCUCUUUAUCCACACUGCUUUAUAGUCAGCCUCAAGACUGUAGCUCACCAUAGGUGCUUGCUGGUGUUUAUUUUUCACAAUCAUUGUGGUUGAGGUGUUGAGGGUUAUUUUUUUCACUGGGCGCUUUGGGUAAACUCUCUGUGGAAGCCUACUCUGUUUAUGUAACAUGCAAGCCAGAACUCCGCAGCUCAGUAAGACCUUCUGCGGCUAACUUUGGAGACCUGCUUUUCUGCGGAGAAGGAAAUGUUUGAUGGUAGUAAACUACUCCGAUGUCGGACAAGACCUCUAUGAAGGGAUUUGAUGUGCUUUUGGGACCAAGUCUUCUGGAAAAAGGUCUAACAUGACCUACACAUCGCCACUCUCUCUUUAGUUGCCUGUGGUUGUCCGUGACUGGUCUGUUGGAGAUACAGGAGCCCACACGAGUGUAUCAUAUCAGCCAUUUAGAAGCAGAGCAGAGUGCAAUGUUGCGCUGCACUCGCCCCCCCCCUCUGGGUCAGAGUACUUUUAACAGUGCUAUGUAAAUAUGUCUCUUGUAAUUUUUUUCAAUUUUCUCAAACUGUGCGAAGUUAAACUCAAAUUUUAACAUUUCAACAAGUUAAAAGUGUUUAAUCAGUUGAGAGGAUAAUUAUUUAUUUUUUAAGUUAAUUUUAGAAAUCCGUAUGUGAACACAGAUUUCUAAAUGCUGAAUAAAUAUUUAAAAAUGCA
Epinephelus fuscoguttatus (brown-marbled grouper) is the source of this 2606-nucleotide messenger RNA. RefSeq names its product mitochondrial glutamate carrier 1-like. Bases 107 to 1111 code for a protein of 334 amino acids. The transcript is spliced from 9 exons. Gene Ontology annotation, biological process: aspartate transmembrane transport; L-glutamate transmembrane transport; malate-aspartate shuttle. Gene Ontology annotation, molecular function: L-aspartate transmembrane transporter activity; L-glutamate transmembrane transporter activity. The record is from RefSeq and is a predicted model, not a curated record. Lineage: Eukaryota; Metazoa; Chordata; Actinopteri; Perciformes; Serranidae.